Messenger RNA from Loxodonta africana (African savanna elephant), 10755 nucleotides. RefSeq names its product sideroflexin 1 (gene SFXN1). Gene Ontology annotation, cellular component: mitochondrial inner membrane. The coding region runs from base 323 to 1201 and encodes 292 amino acids. NCBI's taxonomy places the organism in Eukaryota, Metazoa, Chordata, Mammalia, Proboscidea, Elephantidae. Gene Ontology annotation, biological process: monoatomic ion transport; serine import into mitochondrion. The record is from RefSeq and is a predicted model, not a curated record. The transcript has 10 exons. Gene Ontology annotation, molecular function: monoatomic ion transmembrane transporter activity.
CAGUAGCGGGAGAAGCGUUUCCGGUGGCGGCGGAGGCGGCGCAGAGCUGGACCUGCGAGAGACGCUGGCGGCGGCCCAACGAAGCAGUCCCUUGUGAUUACACGGGGCUCAUCCAGAUAAUCCAGGAUAAUCUCCCCAUCUCGAGAUCCUAACUUCAUCUCAUCUGCAAAGUACUUUGCCGUGUGUGUACGGCAGCAUAUUCACAGUGUCGGGGGUUAGGAUGUGGGCAUCCUGGGGAGCCAUUAUCCUGCCCACCACCGUGCUUACAAGGCCAGCUGAUACGGGCUUUCAGUGUCCGGUUCCGAGCGAGGGCUCAGCCUGAAUGGAGCCUGAAGAUCGACAGUUGGAUUCAGAGUCCCUGCGCAUUUUACAGAAAAAGAAAUCUCAGACGAUGUCGGGAGAACUACCACUAAACAUCAAUAUUAAGGAGCCUCGAUGGGACCAAAGCACUUUUGUUGGACGAGCCAAUCAUUUCUUCACCGUAACUGAUCCCAGGAAUAUCCUGUUAACCAACAAACAACUAGAGAAUGCAAGGAAAAUAAUACAUGAUUACAGACAAGGAAUUGUGCCACCAGGUCUUACAGAAAAUGAGCUGUGGAGAGCAAAGUACAUCUAUGAUUCAGCUUUUCAUCCUGACACUGGUGAAAAAAUGAUUUUGAUAGGAAGAAUGUCAGCUCAGGUUCCAAUGAACAUGACCAUCACAGGCUGCAUGAUGACGUUUUAUAAGUCUACACCGGCAGUGUUCUUCUGGCAGUGGGUCAACCAGUCCUUCAAUGCAGUUGUCAAUUACACCAACAGAAGCGGAGACGCCCCUCUCAGUGUAAAAGAAUUGGGAACAGCCUAUGUUUCUGCAACAACUGGUGCUGUAGCAACAGCUCUAGGACUUAAUGCGCUAACCAAGCAUGUCUCACCCCUGAUAGGACGCUUUGUCCCCUUUGCUGCCGUGGCUGCUGCUAAUUGCAUUAAUAUUCCAUUAAUGAGGCAAAGGGAACUCAAAGUUGGUAUUCCCGUCACAGAUGAAAAUGGGAACCGCUUGGGAGAGUCGGCAAAUGCUGCAAAACAAGCCAUCGCCCAAGUCGUUGUCUCCAGGAUUCUCAUGGCAGCCCCUGGCAUGGCAAUCCCUCCAUUUAUCAUGAACACUUUGGAAAAGAAAGCCUUCUUAAAGAGGUUCCCCUCAGUAGGAGCAGGUGCGUCAUGGUGAUGAGGGCAGCUCUUUGGGGUAAAUUGUUUGAGGUCUUAGAAACAGAACUGUAACAAUGAGGAGACACUCUACAGCUUUGAAAAGAGGACAUAGUUUACAGACAAAGCACUUCUUGGACGAUUUCAGUUAUUAGAAUUCUAAAUGUCAAAUUCUAAUUGUUUAUUGACCUGUAUACUUCUUAUGGGGACAUUGGUGGUUCAGUGGUAGAAUUCUCACCUGUCACACGGAGACCCGGGUUUGAUUCCCAACCAAUGCACCUCAUGCUUAGCUACCACCCAUCUGUCAGGUGGAGGCUUUGCGUAUUGCUGUGAUGCUUGAACAGGCUUCAGGGGAGCGUCUAGACUAAGAUGAACUAGGGAGAAAGGCUUGGUGAGCUACAUCUGAAAAUCAGCCAAAGAAAACCUGUGGACCACAGGGUCUAAUCAGCGACCAGUCGUGGGGAUGGUGCAGCACCAGGCAGUGUUUGGUUUCAUCGUGCGUGGGGUCACCGUGAGUCAGGGGCCAACUCAGCAACAGUAACAACAACAACAUACUGUCUAUGGGUCCUAAAUCGGAAAACUAAGGUAAAUGCUAAGUGAGCACCUUGUCAGCCCUUUCAAUGAAGCUAUAUUCUUAGAAAAAUAAGUUAAGCAAGUUGUCAUGGAUUGAAUUAUGUCCCCCCAAAACUGUGCGUAUCAAUUUGGGCCAUGAUUCCCAGUAUUGUGUGAUUUUCCUAUAUGUUGUAAAUCCUGCCUCUGAUGUUAAUGAGGGAGGAUGGGCGGCAGUUGUGUUAGUGAGGCAGGACUCAAUCUACAAAACUGGAUUGUGUCUUGAGGCAAUCUCUUGAGAUAUAAAAGAGAGAAGCGAACAGAGAGACAGGGGACAUCAUAACACCAAGAAAGCAGUGCUGGCAAUGCUGGGGAAGCCAGGACAACCUGUACAAGGGACGGCUAUGGUAGCUCCAUAGACACAUCCAAACUCCCUGAGGGACCCAAUUGUUGGGCUGAGGGCUGUGGGGACCAUGGUCUCAGGGAACAUCUAGCUCAAUUGGCAUAACAGAGUUUAGAAAGAAAAAUAUUCUACAUUCUACUUUGGUGAGUAGCAUCUGGGGUCUUAAAAGAUGGUGAGCAGCCAUCUAGGAUACUCCACUGGUCUCACCCUCCAGGAACAAGGAAGAAUAAAGAAAACUAAAGAUACAAGGGAAAGAUUAGUCCAAAGGACUAAUGGACCACAUCUACCACGGCCUCCGCCAAACUGAGUCCAGAACAACAGGGAUCACAAUAGAGGGUCCCAGACAAAGCUGGAGAAAAAUGUAGAACAAAAUCCUACCUCAAAAAGAAAGACUGGACUUGCUGGUCUGACAGAGACUGGAGAAACCCUGAGAGCGUGGCCGCCAGACACCCUUUGAGCUCAGUAAUGAGCCCACCCCUGAAGUUCACCCUUCAGCCAAAGAUUGAACAGGCCCUUGGAACAAAACAAGACUAAAGGGGCGCACCAGCCCUGAGGCAGGGACUGAAAGGCAGGAGGGAGCAGUAAAGCUGUAACAGGGAACCCAGGGUUGAGAAGGGAGAGUGUAUGACAUGUUAACCAAUGUCAUAGAACAAUGUGUGUACUAACUAUCCGAUGAGAAACUAGUUUGUUCUGUAAACCUUCAUCUAAAGUUCAAUAAAAAAAUUUUAAAAAGAAAGAAAGCUGGGAGCAGAACGGAUCCUUUGGACCCGGGAUCCCUGUACAAAGAAGCUCCUAGUCUAGGGAAAUGUUGAUGAGAAAACUGACAGAGAAAGCCUCUCCCUGGAGCUGACACCCUGAAUUUGGACUUUCAGCCUACUUUACUGUGAAAAAAUAAUCUUCUCUUUGUUAAAGCCGUCCACUUGUGGUAGUUCUGUUAUAGCAGGACUAGAUAACUAAGAUAUAAGUAUGCUAUUAAGAGGCAGUAAUAUUGAGAACCUCAUUUGAAGGAUGUGUCCAGGUUGUUAUAUAUCAGUGCCCAAACCACUAUGGGGAAAAGGGGACAUUCUUUCUCCUAUCCAUUAUGUUAUUUUUAUUGCAUUAUUUUAUACUACAUUACACCCCCUUUCAACUUCUUUCUUUGAACCUUUGGAGAGGUGGAGGAAUUAUAUUCCCCGAGCUUUAGUUUUUGGAACUGCUGCCUCUAGCAAUCUGACAUGUCAAUGUGAAAUGUGGGAAAGAGUGUCCUGGUGGCUCUGUAGGGACUGAUUAGUUCCUUUGCUCUUUGGGAGGGGCGAGGGGGUUCUGGGGAAAUCUGCAGAGCCUUGUGCCACUCCAGGAAGCCAUGUCCUUGAAAACCUUCUGAUUCCCCAUGUACCUUCUUUGUGUGUUUCUGCAGUCUUAAUCAUAGGAUUAAACCAAACAUACCUUUUGGGAAUACAAAGCAGAUACUUGUAUUUAAGCAGUAAAGUUAGUGUGGGCCAGAAUCUAAUUGUGGCUUCAUUUGUCAUUUUGCCUACUUAAAUACACUCUCGGUUUGAGGACUCAUAAAAAAGUUUUGUCAAAGUCUCUUUCUGGUUUUGAGAAAAGACUGUUAACCAUUUAAAGUUUCUAAAGGAUUAGCAUAUGUGCUGCAACAGUGACUAUACCUUAAAAUUACCAGAGUAUGUCAUGAUCUUGAAUUCACCAACUUUAUAUUGCAGUGAUUUACAGGUAAACUGAAAAAAAAAAAAUUCAUGGCCUUUCUGUGUCCUUCCCUGCUUGACUUACAGAAGGUGAUUUAGACUUUGAGGGAGACUUAUAUAAGUUUAGAAUGGGAACCAUCAACAUCCUUCUCCAUAACCCUGGUAAUAAGUGGCCAAUCUUGUGGAUCUGUGACUUUACAGACAUUGAGCCGAUGCCUGUAUUAGUCUCUGCUGACUCUUGCUCUGCUAAGUCAUUAAAAAAAAAAAAAAGUCAUUAGGUUUAUAGUAUUCCCCUAGGGUAUGUGUUGAUCCAAGCCACUUUUUGACAUACCAGGUAGUUGGCAAACUUCUUGCCUAUUAUAAAUUCUUAAGGUUUUGGCAUGGGCAACUUUGGGAGCAACGGGGCAUCAGGAAACACAUCUAAUAAACCAAACCAUCCCUUCUGCUGAAUUUAAGCAAAAUCGGAUUUUUAAGGCAAGUCCAGAUUUCUUGGUGGAUGCAAGGCUUGGAAAUUGUCAUCUUAUUAUAUUAGUUUGUCUGAUAUAAAAACGACAGUUUUGCAAGAGAGGAGUAGUAAAUGCGGAUUACUCAGCCAACGGUAUAACAAAGUUAUGAUUGUCACAAAUUUGCUGGUGACCAUAAAUGCAUUGGACUUCAUCUUCAGUGGCAACAUCCCCAGCAUUUAAGCUUUCCUGUUCCUUUCACAAUGCCUCUCAAAUGCCACCUAACACCCAGUUCGCAGAAAGAUCUUGGCAACUGGCUCUGGAGCAGAGGCUGGAAUCUCCUGUCCACUUUCCACUGCUGGUGGUACAUUGUUCCAUGGAGCCUGGCCCCUGCAUGUGGACACGGGCACACUGCUCUACUAACAUGUGUCCUGAUCCCACUUGGGAUUCCAGGAAGUUCAUAAGGAAGUCCUCUUUUCAGCCUACAUUGAUACUGAAAAGUCAGGAUACCUGUGAUGCGAGUUGAAAGCAUGUAAAAUGAAGUUGUUACUUUAUCAUUGUAACUUCUCUCUGCCUUGGAACUCCUCCUGGGGUUGCAGUGUUGCUACAGUUACAGCAAUCAUUGACAAGCACUGGACAGGAGACUGUGGACAUGUUACAUAAUUGUCUUGUUAUGACAGACAGAAAUUGCUGUAGAUGUAGCCCGGCAUUUUCUCAUAUGCAGGAACUGGCAAAUGAUGCAAGCAGUUAGCCCCAUCUUCUAUAAGAUCACAGCCAUUGAAAACCCUAUGGAGCACAGUUCUACUCUGAUACAGGAGGGGUUGCCAUGACUUGGAGUUGUCUUGAUGGUUUUGUUCUUUUUUGUUGUUGUUGUUUAGCCCAUCACUGCCACACUACUCCAGGCUUUUUCAGAAGAGUAAAAUGAAUAAGCAUUGAGUUUUCCUCCCCUCUCUUAGCUUUGCUUAGUAUUGUGGCCUUCUGUAAUAACUUGGAAGUGAACUGCCAUGCUUCCCAUCUCCACAGAAGCCCUCUGCCUACCCCACUCCCCGCAGGCAGGGCUUCGCCUGGAGCAAGGAGAGGGCACCAGCUUCAGCACCCCUGUGCAGAGCUCAGGAAGGGCAGACCAAUCAGCCUGAGAGCCUUACUAGCUACAGAGGGUCCAAUGGAAGAUUUUGCUUUGAAAAGUAAUGGCUACAUACUGUUUGGAGUCCCUGGGUGGUGCAAAUAGCUAAUGCACUUGGCUGCUACCCAAAAAGCUGGGGGUUCAGGUCCACCCAGAAGCACCUUGGAAGAAAGGCCUGGCAAUAUCUAUUUCUGAAAAAUCAACCAUUGAACAUCCUAUGGAGCAAAAUUCUGCUGUGACACACAUGAGGUCACCAUGAGUCAGAAACAACUCAGUGGCAGCUAGGUUAACAUACUGUCCAGGUACCCAUGCCCUCUUCAUACUCCCAAGUUCAGGGUUGCUGUUACAUUUAGAUAUUUCAUUUUGCCCAGGUAAUGAGGACCUUAGGACUUAAUUGAUAUGAUAUACCAAAUAUACCAGUUGUGGUCCAAUCAAUUCCAACUCAUGGCUACCACAUGUGUUAGAAUAGAACUGUGUUCCAUAGGGCUUUCAAUGACUGCGAUGUUAUGGAAUUAGAUUGCCAGGCUUUUCUUCUGUGGUGCAUCUGGGUGGAUUUGAACUGCCAACUUUUGUAUUAGUAGCCAAGUGCUUAACCAUUUGUUUCACCCAGGCUGCCUGUCAAUAGGAUAAGUACUGCUAAAAGAUAGGCAACAGAAGCUUAUAUUAAUGCCCCUAUCUUUCCAUUUUCAAAGCACUUUCACAUACCAUUUGAAAAGGCAGGCUAUACUGUACCCCUUUCACAAUGGCUCCUAAGAUUUUUUCCUUAGCAGCUGACAGUACCCUUGUGAGUGGGUGGCGCUCUGCUGUGAUGUACUUAUCUGGGCUUUUAUCUUGGAAAUGACCAGGCUCCUCAGCAAACAAAACUAAUUGAACAUUCUGGGCUUUUUUAAGGGUGAUGCUUGGGGAGCAUUCAGCCUGACUCAUCUUUCCCCCUACGCCUUAUCUUUUCCCAAGUGAAGUGCUGAAAAAAAGCAUCAGCUGUGGGCAGGUGACUCAUGGAAAUUUUUGCAGUAAACUAAAAAUUCGCUGCCUAAACUCUGGUGAUCCAACUCUUCUUGAAGACUAGUUCCUGUGAUUUCUUUACCUUAGGUCAUUCUUGCUGACACUUCUAUUGGCAAUGUAAUUGAAAGGGUUUCAGUCAGAUAAUAUUUGCCACAUUCCUUAACUUGCAGUUCUUUUAUACUCCCGUUAACAAAGGUGGCCUUCUCUGUCCACUCAACGGAUUUCCAAGAUUGCCUGCUAACUGAAUGUGAAGGUAGCAUUUAUUUUUUUCGUUUAUUUACUCAUUCAUUUAGCAGUCCUUUGCUGAAGUAUUGCUUUUCAAGCAGUGUGCUAGGCCCUGUUGUUGUUAUUAGGUUCUGUCCCCAUCACAACAGGACUCCAUGCUCAGAGGAGCAGAAUGCUGCCCAGUCCUGUGCCAUCCCCAUGACUGGUUACAGAUUGAACCAUUGUGAUCCAUAGGGCUUUCAAUGGCUGAUUUCCAGAAGUAGAUCUCUAGGCCUUUCUUCCUAGUCUGUCUUCUUCUGGAAGCUCCUCUGAAACUUGUUCAGCAUCAUAGCAACAAACAAUCCUUCAAUGACAAAUGGUGGUGACUGCCCAUGAAGGGUAUUAGUUGGGGACUCAAACCCAGGUCUCCCACAUAGAAGGUGAGAAUUGAACCACUGAACCACCAAGGCCUCAUGUGCUAGACCCUAAAGUCACAGAAAUAGGGUGUGCACCCUACUUUCAGUGAGCAUGUAGCAUGGGGGGAAAGAGACAUAGGAACAGGUGAUGACAAUAAGUGCUAAUUACAGCACCGGGCACAGCGGAGGUAUCGUACCAAACGGGGGUAGGUAGGGAGAGGUUUGCAGAGAACUGACCGAGGGUACGUGUUCUGCAGAAGCUCAGAGAGGACACAGAGCAUGGUUUAUAGGAGGGUUUGCAGAUAGUUACGUUGGCUGGGAUGCAGGCUGUGUGUAGGCAAUUGACUGUACCAUGUAUAAAAAUUAACUCACAGUGAAGCAUAGACCUAAAUGUAAGAAUCUACAACUAUAAAACUUCUAGAAGAAAACAUAGCAGAAGAUCUUAGAGACCUUGGCAAAUGUUUCUUAGCCACACUACCAAAAGCACAGUCCUAAAAAGAAAAAUCGAUACAUUGGACUUCAUCAAAGUUAAAAGUAUAUGUUCACCGAAAGACUCUAGGAGGAGAGUGAAAAGACAAGCUGCAGACUGGGGGAAAAAAAAUUGCAAAGCAUAUAUCUGAUGUAUACAUUCUGCCUUGUAUCCAGAAUCCUCAGCACUCAUUCAUAAAACAAUGUACUUUUAAAAAUGGUCAAAAGGAUACUUUACCAAAGAAGAUAUACAGAUGUCAAAUAAGCAUAGGAGAAGAUGCUCAAUAUCUUUAGCCAUUAGGGAAAUUGAAAUUAAAACUGCAAUGAGCUGCCACUACAUACCCAUGAGGAUAAGUUAGAAGGUAUUGCUCCUAGGCUUCCAGUUCAUACAUACCCUGGUUUAUUCCAAAGAAAACGUGUUUAAGGGUGUCUCUGUGAUCAGAGCUGCAAACAAGCUCUCUCAGCAGUAAACUAGGUUUUAGUCUCAUUAGGGUGCCUUCAAAAAAAAAGGAUACUUUUUGUGCCACGGAAAAAAACAAUUUUGAGGUCAGGGCUAAUAUCAAAUUUUUAACGAAACUCAAGUGGAUGUUUUCUCAAAUCAUGGAAGCUUUACAACAAGUUUAUGGGAAUGCUGCCCCAAAUAAAACAACGGUUUUUAGAUUGAUCAAGUAUUUUAAGGAAGCUGGGGAAGACCUCGAAGAUGAGCCAAGAGGGGGAAGAUGGCUCUGAAGGUUAUGGUGACCGUGUUUUGGGGAUUCCCAAGGGGCAAUCUUGAUUGACGCUUACUGUGAAGAAGUUUUAAGAAAAUUAAAAACUGCAUUGGUGAGAAAAAGGCCAGGAAAGUUGCGCCAAGGAAUUUUUUUCCAUCAUGACAAUGCGCUGCUCAUUCUUUGAGGGUACUAAAGGCUGCCCUAUGAGAAUUGCAUUGGGAAACCUUACCCCAUCCACCUUACAGCCCUGAUCUCGUCCCUUCAGACUUCUUUUUGUUCCCAAAACUCAAAGUAGCAUUAUUUGAGUCCCUCAAGGAUACAGAACUCUUCAGGGAAGGGUUAGAGAGAUGGAAACACUGCCUUCAGAAGUGUGUAGACCUCGAUGGAGGAUGUGUCAAGAAACAAUGGCUUCACAUUUUGAUCUUUUUGUUUAAUAAAAGUUGCUAUGAUUUUGUAGCAAUACUUUAUGACCCAGCCUCAUAUUGGAAUGGCUGAAAUUAAAGACUGAGCAUAACAAGUGUUGGCGAGGAUAUGGAGGACUGGAACUCUCAUAUCCUGCUGGUGGGAAUGUUGAAUGAUUUAUCCCCUUUAGAAAAUAGUUUGGCAGUUUCUUAAUAAAUUAAACAUAUGCCUACCAUAUGAUCCAGCCAUUCCACUUCUAGGUAUUUAUUUAAGAAAAAUGAAAGCUUAUGUCCAUAAAAAACACCUGCGUGUUCAUAGCAGCUUUAUUUGUAAUAGCUAAAAAUUGGGGAGGAAAAAAAUGCUCUUCAGUAGAAGAACAGAUAAAUAAAUUGUGGUACAUCCGUUGGUUUUUUUCCCACACAAUGGAAGACUUAACUCAGCAAGAAAAAAGAGUGAUACGCACAACAACAGGAACGAAUCUCAAACUAAUUAUACAAUAUAGUAGAUACCAUAUGUAAAACUCUAGAAAGUAGAAACUAAUUUCUAGUGAUAGAAAGCAGAUCACUGGUUGCCAGGGAAUGAGGUAGGAGGCUUAGGGGAUGGGGAGGGACUGCUCUGGGGCAUCGGCAAGGAAAAUUUUAGGGGUGAUAGGUAUGUUCAUUAUCUUAAUUUUGGUAAUGGUUUCACAGGUGUAGACAUCUAUCAAAAGAUGUACGCUUGAAUUAUAUGCAUUUUAUUGUGUGUCAUUGAAGAUCAUGAGGAGAAAAAGCGUUGAGUAAUACCAACUCUUUCAUCUUUUUACGUCAUUGAAUAUUGAAUUCAGUGAAUUCACUGAAUAUAUAUUUUCUAAACUUGUAAUCAGAGUCUUUAAUUUUUAUUUGAAACAUCUUUUUUUGCACAGUUCUGUGCUAAGCAAAGCCUGUCCCUACCCUGAGGAAUUUUGUCAGUUUAUAGUGGAAGAUAAAACAUACAGCUCACCAAUUUAGUCUCGGACUCAGUUCUACCUAAGAAAUACCAGUUUUAUAGCAUGGAGCCCUUGGUGAUGUGAACAGUUAACAAGCUCAGCUGCUAACUGAAAGGUCUGACAUUUGAGUCCACCUAGAGGCACCAUAGAAGAAAGGCCUGGCUAUCUAUUUUCGAAAACCAGCUGUUGGAAACACAAUGGAGCACGGUUCCACUCUGACACACAUGGGGGCACCAUGAGUCAGAACUGACUGAGGGCAGCGGUUUUUAUUUUUGUUUUAUUGGUUUUAAAGUGUGUAGGAGCAUAAAAAUGAGGGAUGAAUUAGGCAGGAGAGAGAGCUAGAGAAGGAGUCAGGCGAAGGGAUGACAGCCAGGCUAGGCUUUGCACGUUACACUGGAAUUCUCCAGGAUCCUUUUCAUUACCAGAGAUGAGGAAUGUGGAGGUUUUCCAUCAGAACCCUCUGAAUGAGCCAGAGUCCACACUGUGUCUGUAGACAUCUGUCUUUGAGAUUACAUGCAGCUCUUCCCUUUGGGAUACCAAGUUAGCCCUGUUGCUGUGGACAAGUGUCCUCUUGAAAGAGGAAGCUACUCUCACCUGUACAAGCUCAUCGCCCUACAGGAUUUCAUACAGCAUUUAGUUUCCCUUGCCACCCCCAGCAAUACCUGGGAGAAACCUAGGGCAACAAUCGACCUUUUCCUUAAGAAAAUUCUUCAUCAUCAUCAGAGCCGGUUGCCCAAGAUAAAACAUUUUCCUUUCCUUUCUGUGCUUUGAGGGAUGGAGCCCCUCUGCCUCACCUCAUGGAUCCGUCUCCUCUUGACGUCUUUUCUCCCUUCCCCCCUAGUCUGUGCCACUCUCGCCCCACACUGACCCUUGUGAUAUGCCUUUUUGCCAGAAGAGUAUGCCUCUCAUGAAAGCCUCAUUGUGAUCGUUAUCACUGAACAGCUUGUGUUGACUCUUAACUAACUUGGCUGACUUCAUUACAACCAGUUCACAACUUGAUCAUAGCUAUUUCUGUGGCCUUAUUUAUAUGAUAGAAGUUCUUGGGUGGUACGAAUGACUAAGUGCUUGGCUACUAACCAAAAAGUUGGUGGUUUGAUUCCACCCAAAGGCACCUCAGAAGAAAGUCCUGGGUUAAUUUUGAAAGAUCUAAAGCCAAAAAAAAAAAUCCAUCGCCAUUGAGUCCAUUCUGACUCUUAGUGACCCUACAGGA